Messenger RNA from Penicillium macrosclerotiorum, 1608 nucleotides. RefSeq lists its product as uncharacterized. Lineage: Eukaryota; Fungi; Ascomycota; Eurotiomycetes; Eurotiales; Aspergillaceae. The record is from RefSeq and is a predicted model, not a curated record. Bases 1 to 1608 code for a protein of 535 amino acids. Gene Ontology annotation, cellular component: membrane. Gene Ontology annotation, molecular function: carbohydrate:proton symporter activity. Gene Ontology annotation, biological process: transmembrane transport; carbohydrate transport. The transcript has a single exon.
AUGGCUGCCAAUGAAAAAACCGACGAGGAAGUGUCUCAUAUAGAACACGAAGCUCAUGACGAUUAUACUAAGUCCGAUCUCGCGAAACAAGCCGCCGCAGCGGAGCAUCAAUAUACCUUCGGGCAAGCUAUUCGCAAGUACCCCAAAGCAGCGAUGUGGUCGAUCUUGCUCUCCACAUGCAUCAUAAUGGAGGGUUACGACAUUGUCCUGAUGUCCUCCUUCUUCGCUCAGCCAGCCUUCACCAAACACUACGGCACGUAUAUCGCGAGCAGCGAUAGUUACCAGAUCACGGCGUCCUGGCAAAAUGGCCUCAGCAACGCGGUCUCGGUAGGCACCAUCGUCGGAGCCUUUGCCAAUGGCUAUUUCACCCAUCGGUUCGGCUACGGCAAGGUUCUCCUUGCCAGCUUGGUGCUCAUCACCGCAUUCAUCUUCAUCCCCUUCUUUGCAACCAGCUUGCCGGUCCUCCUCGUCGGUGAAUUCUUGUGCGGUAUCCCCUGGGGCGUCUUUGCGACCAUGGCUCCCGCGUAUGCGUCCGAGGUCUGCCCGCUGGCCCUGCGCGGCUAUUUGACGGUCUAUGUGAACCUUUGCUGGGCGAUUGGCCAGCUCAUCUCGUCCGGAGUGCAAUCCGGAUUCUCCCAAUAUACAACCGAGUGGGGAUACCGCAUUCCCUUCGCGAUCCAAUGGGUGUGGCCUCUUCCAUUGUUUGUGAUCCUGCUGUUCGCCCCAGAAUCCCCUUGGUAUUUUGUCCGACGAGAGGAUUAUGCGGCAGCGGAGCGCAGCAUGAUUCGUCUCGGCUUCAAGGCAGAUGGCGAGGCGAAACAGCGCGUGGCAAUGAUGAUCCACACGAAUGAGUUGGAGAAGCAGAUCGACCAAGGUACAAGCUACUGGGAUUGUUUCCGGGGCGUAGAUCUUCGCCGCACAGAGAUCGCCUGUAUGGCCUUUGCCGCUCAGCCGUUCUGUGGCUCGUCGAUGGGUGGCACUCCAACCUACUUCUUUGAACAGGCCGGCCUUCCGUCCACGAUCUCGUUCAAAAUGUCUGUCGGAGGACUCGCGCUCGCCUUCGUCGGCACCGCCAUCUCGUGGUAUCUCCUGCAUGCCUUCGGCCGCCGCAAUAUCUACCUAUGGGGGCUGGGUCUGCUCACGAUCCUUUUGAUGGUGGUGGGCUUCGUCUCCGUGGGUGCCGGAGACUCGGUCGGCGGCAACUACGCGCAGGCAACCAUGAUGCUUCUAUGGCUACUGAUAUACUACCUCACUGUGGGUCCGAUCUGUUACGCUAUAAUUAGUGAGACUUCGUCGACACGGCUGCGUAACAAGUCGGUCUGUCUUGCCCGCAUUGUCUACUACAUCUCACAGAUAAUCUGUAAUGUCAUCAAUCCGUACAUGCUCAACCCAACGGCUGGAGACUGGAAGGGCAAGACGGGCUUUUUCUGGGGGGGUUGCGCCUUCGUAUUCUUUGUUUGGACUUAUUUUCGGCUGCCUGAAACCAAAGGGAGGACGUUUGAGGAGUUGGAUAUCCUGUUUGAACGCGGAUGUGGCGCCCGAGAAUUCUCUAAGUAUCGUGUUGAUGCGUACGCUGAGGGCCACGACGCUCUUGUGCGGGAAAACUAA